GGCGCUGCGAAGUCGAUGCAACAGCCGAUCUGGUAACGAGCUGCCUAUUCGGGUCGCCCAACAUUUGCGACGUGCUCGUCUGCGGUUUGCUGCUGGCUGCGUGGUGAUGUGAGAAUUUGCUGGGAUCGGAUCUCGCCCUCCCUUCAUCUUCCCUCUCCCUCUAUCUUUAUCAUCUUUAUCCUGCUCCUCUCUAUCCUCCUUUCUCCUCUCUCUAUCCUCCUCUCUCUCUGUUCUCCUCCCUUUCUCCUCCCCUAUCUCGAUCCACUCCCUCAUCAUGGAUCUCUCCUCUCUCCGCCACCUCAUUCAAUCUCACCCCCUCAUUGACAACCAUGCUCAUAAUCUGUUGACGCAAUCGGCCGCCUGUAAUUACGCCAAAUACCCCUUCGAACAGAUCACCUCCGAGGCUCAAGGGACUGCUCUGAAAAAUGCUCCUACCAGCUUGCCAUUAUGGCGUGCCGCCGCCCAGUUGCAGCGUUUGUAUGGCUGUGCCUCUGCUGACUGGGACGCCGUGAAGCGGGCCCGGGAUGAAUAUGUGCAGCGCGACUACGACGGCCUAGUGCGGCGAUGUAUGCAGGGCACGCACGCCUUCUUGCUGGAUGAUCUCCUCACCGACCAGGACAUCGAGCCCUAUGCGUGGCAUGACCGCUACGCCGCUGCGCGCACCCGUCGCAUCGUGCGUAUCGAAGCGCUGGCGGCUCGCACGCUCAGCACGCUGCAGGGUAGCGGGACUGAUUUCAACGACGAUGCUGCCAUGCGUGACGUGUGGCAGAAGUUCCGCCACGGCGUCGAGCAGCAGAUCGCCGAGGCCAUUGCUGACCCCGCCGUCGUGGGGUUCAAGUCCGUCGUGUGCUACCGAACGGGGUUGAACGUGCAGGCCCAUGAUGACCCUGAUGACUCCAUCGUCAUCGCCGCAUUGUCGCGCUAUCUGCGUCGCGAGGGAUCCCCGCGGGUCGAGGAUAAGCCGCUGAACGACUGGCUGGUGCGCCUGCUGCUGUCGCUCGUGCAGGCCGCGGGCGUGCGCAAACCGCUGCAGCUGCAUACCGGCCUAGGCGAUAACGAUAUCGACCUGGUGUUCUCGAACCCGGCGUACUUGCAGCCGCUGGUGGCACGCUUUACCGGCGCGGACUUUGUGCUGCUGCAUUCGGCGUAUCCGUAUACGCGCGAGGCGGGCUAUCUCGCCUGUGUCUACGAUAAUGUCUACUUGGACCUGGGAGAGGUGUUCCCCAUGGUCAGCCGCGACGCCCAGGAGGCGAUCGUGCGACAGGCACUGGAGAUCGUGCCGACGAACCGCCUGCUGUGGAGCACGGACGGGCAUUUCUUCCCCGAGACGUUCUGGCUGGCCAACGUGCAGUUCCGUGAUGCGCUGGAGACAGUGCUGGUGAACUACGUGCAGCAUGGCGACUUCUCCCUGCAGCAGGCGCGCUCUGCUGCGGCCGAUAUCCUGUUCCAUAAUUCUAACCGAGCUUACGCUUUGAACGAGACCCUGUCGUCGGAUAGCUUCUCUCUCUCCGCUCGUCCCUCCUCGUCCUCCACCUCGCAGCUGGACAUCUUCCUGCGCGACAACCCCGAUAUCAAAUACAUCUGGAUGCAGUUCCUCGACUACACGGCCACCACGCGCGUGCGCAUCUUCCCCGUGCGUGAGUUCCGCAAGAUCGUCGCCCGCCAGCGCCGCAUCGGCAUCUGCCUGGCCGUGCAAUGGAUGAUCCAGUCCGACUGCGUGGCCCCCGAGGGCUCCGUGACCGGGCAGUUCUACAUGCAGCCCGACCUGGGCACUCUGCGCCGCAACGCCGGCCUAUCCUCUCCAUCCGCCUCUGUCAUGACCUUCUGGCAGUCCGAAACCAACCACGACCAACAUAUCCCCGGCUGCCCUCGCUCCCUCCUCCACAACCUCACCAACACUCUGCAACACUCCCACAACGUCACCGUCACCUGCGGCUUCGAAAUCGAAGUCAUCUUCCUCAAACCCUCCACCUCCGACCCUAGUACCUUCACACCCAGCGUCUCCAACCACUCCUGGUCCCAAAUGACCCCGGACACCCGUGCCCUGCUCCCCAUUCUCGAGGAAAUCGCCGAAACCCUCGAAUCCGUCGACAUCCACCUGGAGCAAUUCCACGCCGAGUCCGCCCCCGGCCAAUUCGAAUUCAUCCUGCCGCCUGCUUCCCCCCUCGCCGCCAUCGACACCCUCCUGCAAGCCCGCCAGAUCGUCACGCACGUCGCCGAGAAACACAACCUGCGCGCAACCCUCCACCCCCGCCCCAUCCCCUCCGCCGCCGGCACCGCCGCCCACGCGCACAUCUCCAUCACCCCGCCCACACAGGAAGACGCCUUCCUGGCGGGCAUCAUGGCCCACUACCCGGCACUGGUGGCCUUCACGCUGUCCCAAGACGCUAGCUACGAUCGCGUACAGUCCGGUCUGUGGGCCGGCAGCGAGUGGGUCGCGUGGGGAUCGCAGAACCGCGAAACCCCGAUCCGUAAGAUCAGUCCCGGGCACUGGGAGGUGAAGAGUCUAGAUGGGUUGGCGAAUAUGUAUCUGGCGAUGGCGGCCCUUUUGGGUGCUGGUUUAGUAGGCUUGAAGAAGGGGAUGCCGUUGACGGUGAAGGAUUGUUUGUACGACGCAGCAACCCUCUCCCCGACAGCGCGCUCAGACCUCGGCAUCACAACGCAGCUGCCCAAAUCGCUCUCCGAGAGUCUUACCGCGUUAGAAGCCGACACCGAGCUGCAGGAUGUGCUGGGUAAGGAGCUCGUCGCGAACUAUAUCAUCGUGAAGAGGCUGGAGGGCCAGAAGUUGAAGAGUCUGGGAGGUGAGGAGGAGCAGAGGGAGUGGUUGGUCCAGAGGUAUUAGAUCUGAAUUUUAUUAGGUUAGAUAAGAACGUGGGACACAGGGGAUUAUUUAAUAAUAUACAGCUUAAUUU
Messenger RNA from Aspergillus steynii IBT 23096, 2912 nucleotides. It is a transcript of the gene fluG, whose product is annotated as extracellular developmental signal biosynthesis protein FluG. Gene Ontology annotation, molecular function: glutamine synthetase activity; hydrolase activity. The coding region runs from base 275 to 2842 and encodes 855 amino acids. The record is from RefSeq and is a predicted model, not a curated record. The transcript has 2 exons. Lineage: Eukaryota; Fungi; Ascomycota; Eurotiomycetes; Eurotiales; Aspergillaceae.